This is a messenger RNA of Lucilia cuprina (Australian sheep blowfly), 785 nucleotides long. RefSeq lists its product as uncharacterized. Lineage: Eukaryota; Metazoa; Arthropoda; Insecta; Diptera; Calliphoridae. The record is from RefSeq and is a predicted model, not a curated record. The transcript is spliced from 4 exons. Bases 141 to 785 code for a protein of 214 amino acids.
UAAUGAAUUCUAUUUCAUGAGACAUUUCAUGCUGAUGAUGAGUGGAUGAAUAAGCAAACACAACACGUUUUGAGUUACAAAGAAGCAGUAGUAAAGAAAAAAUAAGCAAAACUAAAAAAAAACCAAAAUAAAUUACAAUAAUGUCUAGUGUAAAUGAAAGAAUUGAAAAAUUAAAAAGAGAAACUAGAGAUUUACGUAAAGAAGUUAAAGAUUUAAAAGAGACCUUACAGCAGCAAAAUGAAUUGAUAAUAAGUUUAUUAUCGAAACAAACGGGUAUAUUAAAUGAAACUAUAGAGGCAGAGCAUCCAUUACCUCAUGUCUUCUAUGGCAAGCAAAUAUCAGAGUAUUCGCGACGAUUUCCUUUGGAAAAUAUGAAAGAUUUGGAAAAAUUUGAGGCAGAGAUUAACGAUGAAAAUGAAAAUCAUAUUAUCACUAUAGUACAGGCUUUGAUAGCACCCAAAGGCCUUACGAAAAGUAUAUCUAAUGUUUUGUCCGAAAAUCUCAUAAUGGAAAUUAAUGUAGACGGUUAUCAUAAUAAAAAACGAUUAUUAAAUUUUCCCAAAACUAUUGAUAUUAUAUUUAUGGCCAGUCGCAAUGAUAAUGAAGACUACAAUAACCAAAUGUUUUUAAAUGAAUUAAGACGUUCUCUGCGCAUGGUCAAGAAUCGUAUACAUAAAAAUAAUUGUCAGGCUAGACAGAAACUGCGGGAACAGCAGGAACAAGCCCAAAUGCAAGAAACUGUAGAACAAUUUAUUAUUAAAACUGAAGAAGCUGAUUUUGAUUAG